This is a messenger RNA of Anarrhichthys ocellatus (wolf-eel), 765 nucleotides long. It is a transcript of the gene sprb, whose product is annotated as sepiapterin reductase b. Gene Ontology annotation, molecular function: sepiapterin reductase (NADP+) activity. NCBI's taxonomy places the organism in Eukaryota, Metazoa, Chordata, Actinopteri, Perciformes, Anarhichadidae. The record is from RefSeq and is a predicted model, not a curated record. Bases 1 to 765 code for a protein of 254 amino acids. The transcript has 4 exons. Gene Ontology annotation, biological process: tetrahydrobiopterin biosynthetic process.
AUGUCCGACAUUACAAACCACAGGACUCUAGGCCGGAGUAUCUGUAUCAUCACAGGAGCCUCCAAGGGAUUCGGACGGGCGCUGGCACACAAAGUGUCCCGCUGGCUGAAGCCUGGCUCUAUCCUCCUGCUGGUGGCUCGCUCUGAGACUCUGCUACAGGAGCUGAAGGAAGAGCUGCAGAGCUUCACAGAGGAACAGCAGACGGUGGUUCACUGCGUAGCUGUCGAUCUGAGCACGAGAGAGGGGGUCAAUGAAACAGUCAGCAUGGCGAGGCAGGAAGCUGGAAAUGAAAUAGAUCAUGUGCUCCUGAUCAACAAUGCUGCCACUUUGGGAGAAAUCUCCAACUUUGCGAGUUUUACCAACAUCGAGGAGGUGAACUCCUAUCUGUCCCUCAACGUGAGCUCUGCUCUGGCACUGACUGCAGGGAUCCUGCAGGUGUUCCCCUGCGUACCGCUCCUGCGAUGGAGCGUAGUGAACAUCUCAUCAGCCUUUGCACUGCAGCCCUUGCCGUCCUGGGUGCUCUACUGCACUGCCAAAGCAGCCAGGAAGAUGAUGUUCAGGGUGCUGGCUGAGGAGCAGCCACAUGUCAAAGUCCUCAGCUACUCUCCAGGUCCAAUGGAGACAGAUAUGCAGAAGGAGAUUCUGAGGUUGACAGGCGUCAAACAUCAUCUGUUGCCCUGCCAGGAGUCUGCUGACAAACUGGUGAAGCUGCUUCUGGACGAUGACUUCAUCUCAGGAGCACACCUCGACUUCUUCGAAGUGUGA